UGGGACGCGUUGAACUUUAUUUUUAAUAAAUGUAUUUAAUUAAAGACUAGACAAUGAUCUAAAAAUAAUACCCUAAUAAAUACUUGAGAAAAAUUAACUCUAAAAAAGUAUUAGAAUUCUAAAAUUGAACAAUGUCUGGCAACAAUAAAGAAGAAAAAGACUCCAAUAAUGUAUCUUUUAAUAAAGAAGAAAAACCACCUGCCAGCGAAAACAAUCAAAGUGAAUCAGAAUCAAGCCCCGGAUUAAUUCUUUCUAGCGGAGAAAUAAAUUGGGAUUGUCCUUGUUUAGAUGGAAUGGCCUCAGGUCCUUGCGGUUCAGAAUUUAAAGAAUCAUUUCUCUGUAUGUUCAAUAGUAAUAAUAAUGAGGAACAAGAUAAUUUAGAGUGUCUCACAUCUUUUAAAAAUUUGUUCACGUGUAUGUCAGAAUAUCCGGAUUUUUAUCGUGAAAAGGGAUUUUCCGAAGAUCUUUUGAACAUGAAAAAGAAACCUGAAGAAGAAUCUGCAGAAAAUGAAGAAGACGAUGAGAAGAAGAACCAAAAACAGAACAAAAAUGAUAAAACAGAAUCUAAAGAAUGAAUUUGUGUAAAUAAA
Molecule: messenger RNA, 590 nt
Organism: Cotesia glomerata
Lineage: Eukaryota; Metazoa; Arthropoda; Insecta; Hymenoptera; Braconidae
Product: mitochondrial intermembrane space import and assembly protein 40-B-like
Exons: 2
Coding region: 132-575 (147 amino acids)
Biological process (GO): protein import into mitochondrial intermembrane space
Cellular component (GO): mitochondrial intermembrane space
Molecular function (GO): protein-disulfide reductase activity
Source: RefSeq, a predicted model, not a curated record